Messenger RNA from Lineus longissimus, 3612 nucleotides. RefSeq lists its product as uncharacterized. The record is from RefSeq and is a predicted model, not a curated record. NCBI's taxonomy places the organism in Eukaryota, Metazoa, Nemertea, Pilidiophora, Heteronemertea, Lineidae. The transcript is spliced from 2 exons. Bases 1718 to 2659 code for a protein of 313 amino acids.
UGACAAUUAGAGGGAAACGUUGCAACCGUAUAUAUUUGAUACGUAGAUGUAGAGACAGAGGUUGGUGGCGGAAUCUUGCCAGGACGCGGUGUACGGUAUUGUCCCUUUAACGCCUGACCUCCAGGAGUUGCCGUUAGCAUCUUACAUUAUCCCGACUGAAGACAAACAAACUGUGGGUACGGACCAUAAUUGGACAAUGAUUGUGGACAAUAAGGUAAUUUGACGAUAAUUUACCUGGCAUUCUUUCGUCAUUGUUGGGGAUGAUAACCUUUUCUUCUCCCAAGGAAAACGUUGUGCCAUUAUGAUGUUUGUGACAGGUUGUGAUAUAACGGUGAUAAUCAUUUUGGAAGUCGGAAAACGUUGGUUUGAGACUAUACUAAUACCUUGAAAAUUUCCAUGGAGGGAUACUAUUAAACUGAAUUUGAUGUUCGGCUAUUUGUCUCUGCAUGUGUAUGUUGGAUAAUGAGGGUGCACUUCCGAUUCUGCGACGAGAGGUUGAAUCGAUGAAGCCAGUCAACACGGAGACGUAUUUCGACGCAGCACAGCCUCUCUCAAGAUACAAAUACGAUUUGACAGAUUACUGUUAAAACAAGAUCAGUGAACACUUAACCCAAAUAAUACCAGAAUGUGCAAAUGUCAUGCUAAUGGUAUCUGAUGGCCAAAAGCUUUUUACCUUUACAGAGCUACAACAUAAAUCAUUCUAAGGAAAUGCACACUACUGAGGCAUAUUAAGUGGUUAAUGCACUAAUUGAGUCGUUGGAGCUACAGGUAUCGAUCGGAUUAGCGAAUUGAAAGGAUACCGCUUUUGAUGGUUAGGUAGCAAUAAUUUCUUUGAACGUGGACCUUAAUACUAUAUGUUGCGUUUGCGAUUCGAUGUCCAAAAUAUUCAGGGAUAACAUAUCGGACAGGAGUAAAUUCGUAUUAACUUCUGAAGAUCUGCCAGAGUGGUCCACAUGCAUGUACAUUGGGAAUAAUAAAUAUACCUUAUAAAUUCAGCGUGAAUUCCGAUUAGAUUUCAAGGCUUUCAGUGGAUUAGAAUUAUCUUUACGGGGUACUGAUCAAUAAGUUUAAUUUGAGGAAUCCUCUACCCUCAGUUUGUUUGUUCUUCGUGUCAGAUCUGUAAAGACACGAGAACAUUUUGAGGUCCCAAUACCCAAAGGAAAGGGAACGCUUCGGGCAUGAGGUAACUUAGUGAAUGACAUCAGAAUAUUACAUUGUACUGUAUAUACCUUGAACUGCUUUCGCUGACGACACAUAUAUAAACGUAUUUUUGUGCAUGAUUGGAAUCGUAUCGUUUGACCUCACAGUCUUGUUCCCGAUAGUUUGAAGGAAUGUCACAUUGGAUAAUCGACUAUACUGGAACAUUUUCUUCCUAUUCUUUGAUUCAUUGGAGAGAAACUCAAAUACACUGAGGUCGCAACUGACAGUUUGGUUCAUUGCACACUGUGUGAUAACACAAACUUAAAGCUGCUGAAUCGAAUAUUUGGGACCAGUGUUCUGAAGAAGUUCUAUGUCCCGAGUUUCCUUUAACUCCUGACUUGAGAUAGUUAUACGAUCUGGAUUACUGUAAUGAUCCAGUGAUCAGAUGGAUCAGUAUACUUUUGCUUAAAGCUGAAUCGUAUGUUAGAGUUUCCCUAAAGGUGAACUUCAUGAAACGUUGACUUGUCAAAAAAUUCAGAGAGCAAUCUGUUAUAUUUAGGAAUCAUCUGAUAACACAAUGUUCAGUCGAAAGGGCAGGAUUGACAUAACCCCUGACGACCCUGUGUUUUACGUCAGGUAUGUUGGGUACCAGCAGACCUUCCGGGCGAGUGGGAAGGGUUGCACGAGGCAACCUGCCCAGAGCCUCUGGGACCAAGCACCAGAGGAACGGAAGAUGAAACGCAUCGCUCUUACCAUCAGUUUAACUGGGAUUUACAUAAAGGACAUGGAUAAUAGGAAAGCGGAUGUUAUAAAGCAUGACAUCAAAGACAUUUCUUACUGCAGUGCCGAUAGGGAGCGCUGCCCGAGGUUAUUUUGCUGGAUUUGUAAAAACAAUGAAAAAGACCGCUUGGAAUGUCAUGUCGUUUUGUGUAGCGCACCCGAAAAGGCGCAAGCUAUUGCUCUAGUGUUGUCGCGGGCGUUCCAGAUUGCUUAUAAGGAGUGGAAACAGUUAAAGUUACGUGUCCUGCGGAUGCAGGGGAGUAAAAAAAGAGCACGAACUCGAAGUGAUCAGACCCCUAACCCGAAGAGCUCCGCAAAGGUUAAGACGCGGACGCAAAGCGCUAGCGCCGCGGAGAAGGGAACAGCGGGUGGUGGCGGGGAAGCGACCCCGGUCGACAGAACGGGGUCCUUGAACAGUUUUGAGAAAGCAUCUAAGCAUAAGGGGGAAAAUGGUAAGGUUGCUGAUACAAAUGGAGAGAAUGGCCAUGAUGUUGUGAACGGGAUAUCAAAAUUGAACAUUGUCGAUGAAGAUGGCGAUGACAAUGUUAUUGGCGACAGCGGGUCGUCCUCAUUUGGCGACACUGAAUCGAUCAUGGACUAUGAUUUUGAGAAUUAUUGUGCGCAGAACCAGAGUGUCGUGGCUAUGAUGAAAGGUGACAAUGUUGCGUCAGAUCUGCCCGGAGUAGCAGAAGUUGGUAGUAUGGGCGAUGAUGAGCCGUCGGGUUUGUUCAAGAUUUAGUUGGUAAUUCGUCCAUGAUACCGUCCAUAUGGACAGAUCUAUCGCAGUUGAUGGUGAUACUUUUGAUUGUGACAUCUAUAUUCAAACAUGGACCCGCAUGAGCGUCCUAUACUGCUGACGUACUGUGAGAUAGGAAAGAUACCUGUCGGCGACUCUAUGUACCUUAAUCUAACCCACUUGGCUCCUUCCUUGGCUCGAUGUGUGUACUAAAAAAGGAUUGUUAAUGCAUGUGAUAAAUCUAUACUUUAAGAGCUUUGACGUAUUCGAAAAUAUUCUAUCCUUGGCCUAUAUUACUGAAGCAAUAAUAAAAUCAGUUCCUUGGGGCACAUUUUCCACACAUGUCUGAUAACAUUUGCCAGAUCCCAAUAUCAUUUGCCUGUGGUGUGGUUGAACGAAAUCACCCAAGAAUCCGUGUGUACCCCACAUUUUCUAUGGUUUUAUGGGGAUUAUCCUUGGCGUAAUUCAAGGGCCUCGAGGACAAAGGACAUAAGUGUCAGUUGUUGACAACAGCAUACAGACAUAAGGACAGUGCAUUGCUAGUCCAAUUAAAGGGCUUAGAGGAUAAAGGGCGCACGAAGUACACUAUGAAUUCAUAGUUCUUAUAAUAGGUGGCGACACUGUCUAUCUGCUGACGUCUUGUCAAUAUUUGGCCUAUGUCCUUCAAUUGUCAUCCUGUUUACAAGGAAUGACUUCUAAAAGCAAAUCUACAGAUACAGGUUAGAUGAAUAUCGCCUUUAUUAACUGCUGCUGGAACGUAGAAAGCAUGGUUUGGUUGUGGGACUGGGCACUGGACCAGGAGCAUAACACAAUACAUAGUUGUUCUUGUGCAUUGUAAAUUGACAAGUUACAUGGUUGUAGAGUAUUAGCCAAUAUUCUUGAAUAAAAUAUCACCAAAGGUGGACUUGUUUUGACUGUGCUAGUACGAAGGUACUAUGAGAGAUUAUUAAAAUCAA